Molecule: messenger RNA, 834 nt
Organism: Yamadazyma tenuis ATCC 10573
Lineage: Eukaryota; Fungi; Ascomycota; Pichiomycetes; Serinales; Debaryomycetaceae
Source: RefSeq, a predicted model, not a curated record
AUGGACUCCCCUAUUUUAGUUCCAGAAGCAACCCCAAAUGAUUAUGUCUCUAUUACUCACAAAUCAAGCACAGCUUCCUUGAGUACCAUGUCCGACAUAACAGAUCUAUUUCCUAGUCGUGGGUAUCCACUUAUCGAUACCAUUAUUGCCACACCACUAGGUGAGUUGGAAGCUGCCUCCGCCCAAGCUGAAGAUUUUGAAGCUGUUAGAGACCAUGCUGAACGGAUUGCAAAAAGCCUUGUUCGACGCCUUGAACCUCUCAGAACUCUUGGAACGUUUGACAGACACAUUCCCCAGUGGUCUGAUGAAAUCAAUCUGUUCUUUGGGGACCACCCCGAUAUUCGUGAUGCCUAUGAAAGUAAGUCAUGUGAUCCUACCUACUAUGUAUUCCUCAAAGAAAGCUUCCCGUUUUGGAUCAAGUCCUUUGAUCAGGAGGUAAUUCUUUCCUUACACCAAAAGAAUAAAUUGAGGCACAAUUUCGAUCAACGAAGCUUCAAAGAAGUAUGGCAAUACAUAAAAGCAAACGAAGUGAAGAUCCAUGAAUUCAAGAUUCAGCGGGUAUUGAGGGAUUUAAUGAAGAAACACCCUGCUGACUGGUUACAUUACGAACAAGGUACGUGCUUCAGACGUGAGUAUAAAGACUAUCUUGAAUUUCUUGACAAUCAUGGAUGUUUGCUUAUACAGCUAUACUGGGGCUUAAGUUUGCAGAAUAAGAGAGCCUUAGUGAAUAUCCUUGCUCAAAACUACCAGAACAACAUGGUUCUUCGUUACAAAGACAUCUCUAAUGUAUUGAGUUGUCAUGAAGAUUUCAAGAAGCCCCGUAACUGGGAUUAA